Trichomycterus rosablanca is the source of this 3845-nucleotide messenger RNA. RefSeq names its product oxysterol binding protein-like 10b (gene osbpl10b). The record is from RefSeq and is a predicted model, not a curated record. The transcript is spliced from 12 exons. Lineage: Eukaryota; Metazoa; Chordata; Actinopteri; Siluriformes; Trichomycteridae. Gene Ontology annotation, cellular component: intracellular membrane-bounded organelle; membrane; cytosol. Gene Ontology annotation, molecular function: cholesterol binding. The coding region runs from base 90 to 2429 and encodes 779 amino acids.
AGCUCCACCGCGGCACAUACGAUCACUCAGUCACCGCGGUCAUGUUCGAGUAGUCGCGUUGGCAGUGAUUAAUGUUGUGAAGAGCAGAGAUGGAGAGGAGCACCGGAGGGACUCGUUGUACCAGCAGCAGUAACAGGAGCACCAGUAACAGCGGCGGUAAGCGCAGCGGAUCGGUGGAGCCCGGCGGCCGGAGAGGAGCAGCAGCAGCCGUAGCAGAAGCAGCAUUAGCGGGAAGCGGAGCGCCUCCGCGGCCCGGACCUCCGACAACUGACACGAACUGCAGCAGCAGCGUCGGCAAACCCGAGCCGAAACACAGCAGAAGAGGACUGGAGGGAGUGCUCAACAAAUACACUAAUCUGCUACAGGGAUGGCAACACAGGUAUUUUGUGCUGGACCCUGAGCUCGGUCAGCUGCAAUACUUUUUAAAUGAACAGAGUAAGAGCCAGAAACCACGGGGCUUGCUGCCUCUGAUUGGUUCUUCUGUGGCCCCGAGUGAUGAGCUUCCAUUCCUGUUCACAAUCUACGCUGCUAAUGGGGAACUCUUCAAACUGAGAGCAUGUGAUGCGUAUGAGCGACAGCAAUGGAUGACCCAGCUCCAGCUCUGUGCCCGGCGUCAUUCAGAGGGCAGCGCCAAGGGCUGCUCUUUAUCCUCGGCCUCCGCCUCGUCGACGGGCAGCCGGACCCGCAGCUUCUCCCUACUCCCUCAACCCGCUCCAUCCUCCUCCUCCACUGCCACCCAGAGACAGAACCUCCCGCAUGGCCAUGGGACCCCGAGCUCCAUCAUCACUAUCACCCACCACAAAUCACCAACGAGCGGGCACCGGGCCUGCGGUCACAAUCCCGCCCGACUGCACCACGUCAAAGAGGUCAUGUCUCAAGCUGAGGGUCAGCAGAAGAAUCUGCAGCACUCCAUUGAAUCUCUGCCCAGCCGUGGGCCGAUAUCCUCGCUCGAUCCAGACCUGUUGUUGCUCAAAGCCACAUCUGCAGCCACGCUGAGCUGUCUGGGAGAGUGCCUGAGCAUCCUUCAGCACAAUGUGAGCCAGGCUGCUCGUAACAUCGCCACACACACACCAGGACCGAACACAGAGAACACAUCUGGCUGGUCAGGACCAAAGCCUACCACAGACGAGCCUCUGGAGAAUGGAGCGGUGAUGGGCUUUUCCACCUUGAGCAGUAAUAGAGCGUCCCCAGCACACAUGAACAGAGAACUCAAUAAAGGAUCUGAGCAGAACUCUAGUCCAGAUGCAGGGGACCACAGUGAAGAAAACACAGACACUGAGGAUAACGAUGAGGAGGACCUUGGAGUGCUGGAUGACCAGAGGAGCAUCAUUCUUCACCUGCUUUCUCAACUCAAACUGGGCAUGGACCUCACACGGGUGGUGCUACCCACCUUUAUUCUGGAGAAGCGCUCCUUGCUGGAGAUGUAUGCUAACUUCAUGGCUCAUCCCGAUAUGUUCUUAGCCAUCACAUCUGGAACGACACCGGAGGAGCGCAUUGUGCGUUUUGUGGAAUAUUACCUGACUGCCUUCCACGAAGGACGCAAGGGCGCAGUGGCCAAAAAGCCUUAUAACCCUAUUCUGGGAGAGAGUUUCCUGUGCAGUUGGGAUGUCCCCUGUGAAAGAGUGCGCCCCCUUAGGACCACAAGUUCUGCCACAUCUCACUCUGUCCCACCCCCUUGCUCAGCCAAUCACACGAACUGUUACCGGCUACGUUUUGUGGCAGAGCAGGUCUCGCACCACCCACCUGUUUCUGGGUUUUACUGUGAGUGUAAGGAGCGUGGGAUGUGUGUCAAUGCCCACGUCUGGACAAAGAGCAAGUUUAUGGGCAUGUCUGUGGGAGUGUCUAUGGUUGGCGAGGGAGUGUUGCACCUUCUGGAGCAUGAAGAGCAGUACGUGUUCACAUUACCCUGCGCCUAUGCCCGUUCCAUACUCACAGUGCCAUGGGUUGAGCUAGGAGGAAAAGUCUCCAUCUCCUGUGCCAAGAGUGGCUACUCAGCCACAGUCACAUUCCACACUAAACCCUUUUAUGGAGGAAAAGUGCACAGAGUGACAGCGGAGGUCAAGCACAACCCCACUGGCACAAUUGUGUGUAAAGCACAAGGCGAGUGGAACGGUACAUUGGAGUUCACCUAUAGUAGCGGAGAAACCAAAGUCAUUGACACGACCAAACUGCCAGUCAUUAAAAAGAAGAUUUGCCCAGUGGAAAAACAGGGACAGUAUGAGUCUCGGCGGUUGUGGCAGCAUGUGACUUCGGCUUUGAAGGCUGGAGAUAUAGACACAGCCACCGAGCACAAACACCAGCUGGAGGAGAGACAGCGCAAUGAGGAGAAGCAGAGAUCUGCCACCAACACCGCCUGGAAACCUAAAUACUUCAUCAAAGAGGGUGAAGGCUGGGUCUAUCACAAACCUCUGUGGAAGACAAACUGUUAAGGAAAGCCAUUCAGUAUUAAGCUGGCUGUCCAUCACAGUGCCCAGUCUGUGGGAUAUAGAUAGGCUGGGCCACACAGGUAGAGAGCUGGCCAGCCAUGGAACUGGAAGAACUAGACUUUACAGGAACUGGAAAAAGGCUGGCCAUUUCUGCAGCCGUCUGGCAGAGUCAAAGGUGCCAAAAACAAAUAAUCUGACCAAAAUCUGGAGUAAGCUUCUACAGCUACUAAAAAAGCAGUCAUUUUGAGAGACGUGAGGAUUUUAUUUAUCCGCCUGUGACUGAAAGAUUCCACGCAGAGGCUGAAAGUCACUUCUCUUCCACUUCAAGUUAAUCCGUCUAUGCUUCCUAAAGGAUCAGGGGCUUUGGUUUCAAGCCGGUUGUAGCACACUGGAUGCUGUCCCUUCAAACACUGUGUCUUAAUUGUUAUUGCUAUGCUGAAGGCCAGGUUGUUUGUAUUAAAACCCAACUAGGUAUUGAAUAACAUGCUCGUGAUACUAGCAGUGUGAGUAUUUGAAGCUUUUCCAGGUGUUUGCAGGUCCUUGAAGAUCUUUAUAAGUCCGAAUUUGCAUUUUAUGCCAUCAUUAAGGCCUUAAUGAGUAUUAAAUUGUCCUAAAAAGUUAGAUGAUCAUUUCAUUUAUGGCUACAAAGAAGUUCAAUCUAGUGUCAUUUAAUUUUGUUUGCUAAGCCUGCAUCUGCCAAAGACUCUAAAGCACUAGGGAUGGGCAAUUAACCCAUUUUGGCUAUCCAAAUAACCAGUUCGUUAAAUUUAUGGCAUUUACUUUUGUGAGGUUCGUACUUUAGUUGGAUGGCCAAGCUAAAUGUAACUAAAAAGAUGAUGAUGUGUAAAACGAGCAGGGCUCAAGGGCGCAUCUGUCGCACACUUAAAGCAGAUGGUGUGGAUUGAAAAGCUUGUUUAAAUAUGAGAAUAAUUGCAUUGUGAUGCACGUCCCAUAUGUCUAAAAAAGCUUCAGAAACACAUCUAGUGUGAAUUGGCCUUAACAGCGUGUAAUCACUGUGCCUAAUGCUGCACAGUGGCCGCUUUGACAAUGUAGGAGGACUUGAAGACCUACCGGCUUACAUACGUGUUUUGGCUUCAAUUUUAAAAAUCAAAACACAUUUAUUUCUUUUUUAUCUGCAUGCUUCUCAGAACCCGCACUGCUUCCCGCAUUAACCAUUUGUUCUUUAGUUUGUCACAAUUUGUGCUAUUUAGAUAACCAAUUUGUUAAAUGAGCAGUAUUCGUGUUAACAUUUCAUAUUAUCAAGCAUUAAUAAGAAAAUACACUAAAGGUUUGAGAUUAGUUCAGUGUGUGCAGCUGUUAUGGAAUACUGUAAACAGUUCUAAUGUGGCCAGUGUUGUUGGUAGGCCUCACCUAUGAUCAGAUAGAGGUUUUAUUAAAGGCUUAUUAAUAAAUGACAAA